AUGAUGAAAAUGAGCUACGAUAGACGUGAGGAAUCCAACAAAUGGACUACACCAUUUGCUCCUAGUGUAGAGGAGCAUCUUGUCCUAAUCAACGAGGGUGCACGUUGUCUUCAUGUUAAUCCUUCGACGUCGAUUCUGUAUGAAGUAUAUGAUUCCCCAUCUGUUAGAGUGAAUUUGGAGUACUGCACGUGUACUUGUCGCCAAUGGCAAGUUCUUGGACUACCUUGCAAGCAUGCGGCCGCUGUAAUCAGGCACAAAGAUCAGCUAUUGUAUCCAUAUAUUUCUGACUAUUUCAGCACAGAGGUGUACCGCAAGUGUUACUCCUUUCCCAUAUAUCCAAUUCCUGAUGAUGAGAAGCCAAUUAUAACGGAUGAGAAUAUGGAGAUUAGACCUCCAUUAACCUCGAUUCGUAGAGGAAGACCAAAAACAAAGUGGAUCCCUUCUGGACUAAAUCCUUCUAUAAUGUUGAAGUGUAACCGAUGUAAGGAGUUCGGUCACAAUCGACGAACAUGUAACCAACCAAUAGCUGAUUGA
Molecule: messenger RNA, 534 nt
Organism: Asparagus officinalis (garden asparagus)
Lineage: Eukaryota; Viridiplantae; Streptophyta; Magnoliopsida; Asparagales; Asparagaceae
Exons: 1
Coding region: 1-534 (177 amino acids)
Molecular function (GO): zinc ion binding
Source: RefSeq, a predicted model, not a curated record